AUGAAGCUCACAAUCAAAAACUGGUGCGAAGAACCGGUUUUUGAAGAAAAGGCUGAAAGUUGCGGUCUGCAAAAAGGCACCGGUUCCCUGGGCCUGUUUGAGAGGUGCAUGCCGGACCUAGGCUGCUUCCGGAAUGGCGGACAUUGGUUUCAUCUCUUGUACCGGCCCCUGUCUCUGCUACCCGACGACCGGUACCUAGUCAACACCAGCUUCUUGCUCUUCACCCGCAACAACCCGGAGGUGCAGGAGUACCUCCACACCUCUAGUCAUCGGGACAUGGAAGAGACCUUCUUCAGGCCGUAUAAGCCGACGAAACUCAUCGUGCACGGCUUCAUGGACAACAUCAUCGUGGGAAACUGGAUCUUCGAAAUGAAGGACCGCUUUUUGGACACCAUGGACUGCAACGUAAUCGUGGUGGACUGGCGCGGCGGCAACGUACUUCCGUACACCCAGGCCACCGCCAACUGCAGGGUGGUGGGCGCCGAGAUUGCACACCUCGUCAAGACCCUAGAGCAAACGUUUGGCGCGAAGCAAGAGUCUUUCCACUGCAUCGGGCACAGCUUGGGGGCACAAAUUUGUGGCUACGCCGGAGCACGUUUGCAGGGAUUGGGUCGCAUCUCAGGCUUAGACCCGGCGGGACCUUUCUUCUACAGAAUGCCCCCUGAGGUGAGGCUCGAUCCGAGUGAUGCCAAGUUUGUCGACGUCAUUCACUCUGACGCAAGUAUGCCCUACAUGCUGAUCGAAGGAUUUGGAGUGAACGAAAUGGUGGGCCAUGUCGACUUCUACCCAAACAAUGGAAACAAUCAGCCGGGCUGCCAGAAGUACAACUUCAGGAAGUUUGUGGACAAGGGAGGCCUUAUCGACGGAGUUCGUCGUUUUAGUUCCUGCGAUCACAUCCGCUCACUCGACUUCUACAUGGAGUCCAUCACGAAUGACAUGGGUUGUCUGCCGGUGGCCGUGUCCUGUUCGUCCUGGGAGGACUUCGAAGCUGGACGCUGUUCCAAGUGCGGGUCCAGGGGCUCCGACUGCGCUGUCAUGGGGUUCUACUCUGACAGGAUGAGAACUGGACACACGAACCAGCGAAUGGGCAAGAAACUCUACCUCAAAACCAACGACGAGCAUCCAUUUUGUUUGCACCAGUACCACGUUGCCGUACAGAUGUCGAAGACACCGAAGCGUGCAGUUUGGGACGCCUUCGGAGAACUGUUCCUUCACUUGAACGGAAAGUUUUAUGUCAGGCUUAGCAAGAGGCCCCAGGACAUACGCGGGGGCCGCAUGUACAGCUACUACGUGGCAACCCAAGAAGAGGUCAGCGAUGCGAACUCGCUUGGACUGGAGUGGACCAAUCGAGACCCAGAAGUGGACAACCGGCUCUUUGUCCACUCCGUCAAGCUCAGACCGUUCGACAGCUUCUUCAAACGGGGCAAAGCGCUGAGACACACCUUGUACUGCGCCAACAAGACCCAGGCACUGGCUUCUGGUGAAGAGAUAUUUCUGCAAGAAACUACGUCCUGCCCAGAGUUUUAG
Molecule: messenger RNA, 1527 nt
Organism: Ixodes scapularis (black-legged tick)
Lineage: Eukaryota; Metazoa; Arthropoda; Arachnida; Ixodida; Ixodidae
Product: pancreatic triacylglycerol lipase
Exons: 10
Coding region: 1-1527 (508 amino acids)
Biological process (GO): lipid metabolic process
Molecular function (GO): triacylglycerol lipase activity
Source: RefSeq, a predicted model, not a curated record